Fonticula alba is the source of this 834-nucleotide messenger RNA. RefSeq lists its product as hypothetical. Lineage: Eukaryota; Rotosphaerida; Fonticulaceae. Bases 1 to 834 code for a protein of 277 amino acids. The transcript has a single exon. The record is from RefSeq and is a predicted model, not a curated record. Gene Ontology annotation, molecular function: translation regulator activity; zinc ion binding; single-stranded RNA binding. Gene Ontology annotation, cellular component: cytoplasm. Gene Ontology annotation, biological process: positive regulation of cytoplasmic translation.
AUGUCGGAGGGCUAUUUCCACUCGAAUGACAUGUCGCAGCAUGGCCGCGUGGGCGGCAUGCCGCCCGGCGCGCGCCACCCCCACCACCACCACCACAUGUCUGGCGUGCCGGCCUACCACCAGCCUGGGCAGUAUCACCACCACCCGCAGCGGCCGAUGGACAACCAGCUGGGCGGCCCGCCGCGUAUGGGCGGGGCCCCGGGCGGUGGCCGCCAUGACCCGCGCGGGGCCGGCCCCUAUGCCGGGCCUCCCGGGUCGGGGGCCUCCGGUGGCGUGGUCGGGCCGUACAUGAUGUCGCAAAUGGGCGGCGGUGCCGGCGGCUCGGGUGGCAGUGGCGGGGUGGGGCCCGCUGCAUCGGGCGACGGGCGCUCCUUCCACCGGGCCCGGUCGAUGCGGUGCUUCGUGUGCGGCAACUUUGGCCACAUCGCGCGGCAGUGCAGCAGCGAGUUGAUUUGCUUCAACUGCGGAGCCACGGGCCACAUCGGGUCCAAGUGCCCGGAGCCGCCUGCCCCCCGGGAUCUGGUGUGCUUCCGGUGCAACUCCAUAGGCCAUGUGGCGCGGGACUGUGUGACCAAUCCCCCGCCGCGGACUGCGGUUGACGCCACGCCGGGCGUCACGCCGACCGCCUCGGACGAGGCGAUGACGGCGGCCGGCCGCGAUGCGAGCAACUCGUCGGCGGCGCCGGCCGAUGGCACCCCCGCUACCACCACCACCGCCACCACCACCGCCACCACCACCACCACUCCUGGCCAGCAGUGUGAUGGCGACCUGAUGCCCACCGACAUGACUGCUCCCGAUUCUGCCCCCAUGCCGGUAGAUGUGACCCAGCAGUGA